ACAGUCAUUAAUUCGCGUUGUUCGCUUGUAGACGGUUUGUGUUGCUUAGUCCAUCGGUGUCACUUAAGUAAUCCUGACUACAUUCGUUUAGUUGGUCUUUCUUUGCUGUCCGCUACCCUAAAUAACAUUAGCGUAAUAGUGAUAGUUAUUUAGUAACACUCUUACGUCUACUUGUAACAGUAAAGCUGCUGCUGCGCCGUUGAAGACCAACAAAUUUUCAUUUUGAUUAUUUGUAUUUGGUUUCAUUAUUUGAAUUUUGGCUAUUUACUUCACGUUCGCGCUUUCGCAAUUCAUUGUGAAAGCAAAGUAAAAAAUUAUUAAAAAAAACUUUGUAUAGAUUUUAAUUCACAUAAAACGUGUUUUAGUUGCAAUUAACCUCCGCAGCCGCAGUGAUCAGUGUGCCGCUGGCGGAAACCUUGCGAGCGCGUUAAAUCGAAGAAAAUAAUUGCGACUUUAGUAGAAGUGGUGAAAAGCGCAGAUAUAAGCAAUUUGAGUGUGUUAAAAGCUGUUAAGUGAAGAAGAGCAUAUUAAUUGCUGUAACCAUGGCCACCAAACACUUGAAGAAUCACAACAAAAAUGAGCUUGAAGAAGAAACCGCACUCGAGCACAUCAUCAAAUCACUGGAGAAUCCGACAAUGAUAUGCGAGGGUACACACUUCGAUUCAUACGUGCCACACACAUUUGUCAUAUUUGGCGCUUCGGGCGAUUUGGCCAAGAAGAAAAUCUAUCCAACCUUGUGGUGGCUCUUCCGUGACAAUUUGCUGCCGAAACCAACUAAAUUUUGUGGUUAUGCGCGUUCAAAGCUUACUGUCGCCGACUUGAGGGCGAAAUGCCAUCAAUACAUGAAGGUGCAACCACAUGAGCAGGCCAAGUAUGAGGAGUUUUGGCAAUACAACUACUAUGUAGCCGGUGGCUAUGAUCAACGCAGCGAUUUCAUUGCCUUGCGAGACCAAUUGGAGCGAUUAGACUGCCGUUGCGAUUGUAAUAAUCGGUUAUUUUAUUUGGCUUUGCCACCAUCCGUCUUCGAGCAGGUGACAGUGAAUAUCAAAGAUAUUUGUCAAUCAGAAUGCGGCUGGAAUCGCGUGAUCAUCGAAAAGCCAUUCGGCCGUGACGAUGCCUCUUCAAAGAAACUGAGCGAUCAUCUUGCUUCGCUCUUCCACGAGGAGCAAAUCUAUCGUAUCGAUCACUAUCUGGGUAAAGAGAUGGUGCAGAACCUCAUGACCAUACGUUUUGCCAAUAAAAUUCUCAACUCAACGUGGAAUCGUGAAAAUAUCGCCUCGGUGCUUAUCACAUUCAAAGAACCCUUCGGUACGCAGGGACGCGGCGGUUAUUUCGAUGAGUUCGGCAUCAUACGAGACGUUAUGCAAAAUCACUUGCUGCAAAUACUCUCGCUGGUCGCUAUGGAAAAGCCAAGUUCCUGCCAACCGGACGAUAUACGUGACGAAAAAGUCAAGGUUCUAAAAAGCAUUCCAGCACUCACAUUAGACGACAUGGUUUUGGGGCAAUAUGUAGGCAAUCCAGAAGGAGAAGGUGAAGCCCGUGAGGGCUACCUAGAUGAUCCGACCGUUUCGAAAGAUUCUAAUACCCCAACCUAUGCACAGGGCGUACUGAAAAUUAACAAUGAACGCUGGGAGGGUGUGCCCUUCAUACUGCGUUGCGGCAAAGCGCUAAACGAACGCAAAGCCGUUGUGCGCAUACAAUAUCGGGAUGUGCCCGGCGAUAUCUUUGAGGGCAACAGCAAACGCAAUGAGCUUGUGAUACGCGUACAACCCGGUGAAGCGCUUUACUUCAAAAUGAUGACCAAGAGCCCCGGUAUUACAUUUGACAUGGAGGAGACCGAAUUGGAUUUGACUUAUGAGCACCGCUACAAGGACUCCUAUCUGCCAGAUGCCUACGAACGUCUAAUUUUGGAUGUAUUCUGUGGCUCACAAAUGCAUUUCGUGCGUUCCGAUGAAUUAAGAGAGGCGUGGCGCAUCUUCACACCUGUAUUGCAUGAAAUUGAAAGAAGCAAAGUGAAACCCAUACCUUACGUAUACGGUUCGCGUGGUCCCAAGGAAGCAGAUCAGCAGAAGUCAGAUAAUAACUUCAAAUACUAUGGCUCCUAUAAGUGGCACGGAAAGAAAUAGUGAGGGAGCGAAUUGACAAAGGGUAGGGCUGCGGAGAUGCAAAGUGGACCAAUGACAAUAAUAACAGCGUAGAAAAGACAGUACACAACCAAAUUGUGCAAGCAAAUUAAAGUUUGUUGUAUAUGUAUGUAAGAAUAGCAAUAGGUGCAAUUGUACGUUUUUAUAUAAUUAGUGCAUGUGUAUAUGCACUCGUGGCAUGUAAUUGUUGUAAUGAAUGGAUUGUGCGAGAAAACACUCAGCUUUGUGCUUGCAAAGGCUAAUAUUUUUUUUUUAUAAUUUAAGUACAUAUU
Messenger RNA from Anastrepha obliqua, 2416 nucleotides. It is a transcript of the gene Zw, whose product is annotated as glucose-6-phosphate 1-dehydrogenase. The record is from RefSeq and is a predicted model, not a curated record. The coding region runs from base 543 to 2126 and encodes 527 amino acids. Gene Ontology annotation, cellular component: cytosol. Gene Ontology annotation, molecular function: NADP binding; glucose-6-phosphate dehydrogenase activity. Gene Ontology annotation, biological process: pentose-phosphate shunt, oxidative branch; glucose metabolic process. The transcript has 5 exons. NCBI's taxonomy places the organism in Eukaryota, Metazoa, Arthropoda, Insecta, Diptera, Tephritidae.